Toxotes jaculatrix (banded archerfish) is the source of this 2371-nucleotide messenger RNA. RefSeq names its product melanotransferrin (gene meltf). The transcript has 16 exons. Gene Ontology annotation, biological process: iron ion transport. The record is from RefSeq and is a predicted model, not a curated record. NCBI's taxonomy places the organism in Eukaryota, Metazoa, Chordata, Actinopteri, Toxotidae. Gene Ontology annotation, cellular component: plasma membrane; early endosome; extracellular region. Bases 1 to 2166 code for a protein of 721 amino acids.
AUGGCCAUGUGGAGGACAGUGGGAGCUCUAUUGCUCAUUGUGCAUACUGUGUUUGGCCAGAGCAGCAUCAGAUGGUGCACCAUCUCGGACGCAGAGCAGAGGAAAUGUCAGGCCAUGUCGCAGUCUUUCGCCACCGUCUCCAUCCGCCCUUCUCUCAGCUGUGUCAGAGGGACGACAGUCCAGAACUGUGUUCAGAAGCUGCAGAGCAAAGAAGCUGAUGCCCUGUCCAUGUUCUCCACUGAUAUCUACAACCUCGGGAAGACCGCCUCCUUCAAGAUGGCUGCCAGCGAAUCAAAGGCUGACCGUACUGGUGCCUCUUACUAUGCAGUUGCUGUAGUGAAGAAAGCAAAUUCUGCCAUCAACAUCAACAACCUGGCUGGAAAAAAGAGCUGCCACACCGGGAAAGGCCGCACAGCCGGCUGGAAUAUGCCUUUAGGAUACUUAAUAGACCAGGGUUACAUGUCUGUGAUGGGCUGCAACAUCCCACAGGGUGUGGCAAAUUUCUUCAAUGCGAGCUGCAUCCCCGGAGCAAACGAAGCGGGUGACCCUGAUUCUCUGUGUCAGCUGUGCAGAGGAGACGGCAGCGGACAGCACAUAUGUGAGAAGAGCACCAUGGAGAGAUACUUCAGCUAUGAAGGAGCUUUCAGAUGUCUGGUUGAAGAUGCAGGAGAGGUGGCCUUCAUCAAACACACAGUGGUUGAAGAGAACAGUGAUGGUCGUGGCCCCACCUGGGCACAAGCCCUGAAGUCAUCGGACUAUGAGCUGUUGUGCCGUGACGGCACCAGAGCUCCGGUCUCUCAGUGGAAAACGUGUCAUCUGGUCCGGGUCCCAUUUCGUGGCAUUGUGGUUGGCAAUGGCAUCACUCCCUCUGUGGUGUUUAACAUGCUGACAGAGGGGCUGGAGAAGUCGGGCUUCAACAUGUUUUCAUCUGCGGGGUAUGGAGAAGGAACACUGAUGUUCUCCGAGUCAUCCACCAUGUUUCAGGGGGUGGAGUCAGACGACCCCAAGAAGUGGAUGGGCCGCCACUAUUAUAACGCUCUGACAGCCAUGGACUGUAAAUCAGAAGGUGUCCUGCGGUGGUGUGUGUUGUCUAGCGGUGAGCAGCAGAAGUGUGCUGACAUGGCCAUAGCCUUUCAAGAUAAAGGUCUGACUCCAAGCAUCAAGUGUGUCCAUGGGGACUCUGUGACUGACUGCAUGAAGAAAAUUAAGAACAACGAGGCAGACGCCAUCACUCUGGAUGGAGGUUACAUCUACACAGCAGGAAAAGACUAUGGUCUGGUCCCUGCUACUGGCGAGAGCUACACAGAGGACCGUGAUGGCUCCAUGUACUAUGCAGUUGUGGUGGUGAAAAAGAGUAGCCUUGACAUCCGUAACCUUGACGACCUGCGUGGCCGUCGUUCCUGUCACACCGGAUACGGUCGCACGGCUGGCUGGAACGUUCCUGUUGCAGCGUUGAUGGAAAGAGGCCUGAUUACCCCUCAGCACUGUCAGAUACCCCAAGCGGUGGCAGGGUUCUUCAAGCAGAGCUGUGUACCAGGUGCCAAUCAGCCUGGUUUCCCCAGCAGCCUGUGUGGUUUGUGUGUGGGAGACACUUCAGGGAAGAACAAAUGCGAGAAGGGAAAAGACCUGUACGAUGGAUACGACGGUGCCUUCAGGUGUCUGGCGAACGGAGAUGGAGACGUGGCUUUUGUCAAGCAUUCUACUGUUUUCCAAAACACAGAUGGUAACUCUGGUGAAUCGUGGGCAGUAGAUCUCCACUCCACAGAUUUCCAGCUGCUCUGUUCUCAGGGCACUAAAGCCGAGGUCACACAGUAUAAGUACUGCAACCUGGCUAGAGUCCCAGCCCACGCUGUAAUGGUACGGCCAGACACCAGCAUCCACGCUGUGUAUGGACUCCUGGACCGUGCACAGACAUAUUUUGGCAGUGACACAGGUCCUGGUUUCAGGAUGUUUGACUCACAAGCCUACAAGGGCACAGAUCUCAUCUUCAAAGACUCCACUGUUCGCCUCGUUGGUGUCGCUGACAGAAAGACCUACCAGGAGUGGCUGGGACAGGGCUACCUGGACUCGCUGGUCGACAUGGAGUGUAAUUCAUCAGGUGCAGUGAUGUCUUCCGUUUGGCUGCUGCUGAUGGCCCUGCUCAGCUUCGUGCUGACCAACCUCUGAAUGUAAAGGCACAGGCAUCCUGCCUCUUUUCCAGCUCCCUUCCUCCCCCUUUUUUCUCAUCCUUUUGUACAUUUCCUGUAUCUUUCCCUUUCUGUCUCUUCUCUCCAGGUCUGCCUCUUCUGUCCCUUCUUGAUUGCUGUUCAAUCAAAUCAGCCACCAUAGCCUUAGUCAAGUCCAGUUUAGCCCUGUUUUUCUGGAGACCCAC